UUCUAUACUGCCCCCUAAUCUUUUCGCAUUUAGGAAAGGCAUGGGUACCAUAGAAUGCCUCUCAACUUUCAUUGGUAACAUCUAUCAUUCCUUCAAUAAUAAAGAAUAUUUUGUUGCCACUUUCAUAGACAUACGGGUUUGACUCUGUUAAUAUACAUAUUCUCGUUGAUUAUAUUAUCUCUUUAAAUGCCCCUCCGGAAUUCGGCAAUAUAUUACUCUCCCUUUUCAAUAAAAGGAAUCUCGUUUCCUCUUCUUCAUUUGGUUCUUCUUGUUCUCGUUCUACAUUCACAGGUCUCCCACAAGGAAGUUGCCUCAGUCCUCUUCUUUUUAAUAUAUACAUGAGCCUUGUUGCAAAAAAUCUCUCAAGGUCUGGGCACAACUGCCUUAUCUACGCAGAUGAUAUGGUCAUCUUUUCCUCUAAUAAAUCUCUACCUCUCGCCAUAGAACGAUUAAAUGCUGCUCUUCAAGAUAUAAAAACCAUUUUAUCUGGUGUAUCUCUGGAAAUCGCUCCUGAGAAAUGUAAAUCGGUUAUUUUUACUCGGCGCAGAUAUUUUGAUCCACAUAACACAUACCUAGACAAUUACCUCAUUCCUUUUGCUACAACCGUAACUUAUUUAGACAUUACCCUUGACACCAAACUGCGUUGGAUACCUCACAUAUCUUCACUUUCUCUCUUCACAUCCCGUUGGUCAAACUUCCUCAGGGCUGUAUCUAAUACCUGGUGGGGAUCCAAUCCUUCUAGCUUGCUAUCCAUCUAUCGCUCUAUCAUACGUUCUAAUUUGGACUAUGGUUGUUUUCUUUUCGGCUCGGCCGCCUACUCCAACUGGAAAAAAAUUAAUAUGCUCCAAUCGUCCUGUCUUAGAACUAUAAUGGGAUAUGUUAGGUCUACCCCUGGUAGGGCGAUAGAAGUUGAAACCUUCUGUCCUCCUUUUAAUAUUAGAUGCCGAUGGCUUGCAGGAAAAUUCAUUUUAAAAUCUUUAGCUCAUUCCAACCACAUUAUAUUCGAUACCUUCUAUUCUCUAUAUAUCACUUGGCGUUAUACACCCAAGUCAAUGCCGGUUCUAUCAAUUGCUGCAAACUCUCUCUCCAAUUUUCACCAAUUUGUCUUAAAUUCUUAUAAACUUCCACUCUAUGAGCAACCUUUUGACUCUCUCCUUUAUACCCCUUUAGUCCAAAUUGACAAUUUUUCUAAUUUUUCACUCGUUGAACUUAAAUCUAUGUCUCCUUCUUUUGUUAAUAAACUUUUUUCCAAUUUCCUCAAUCUUAAUUACCCCAACUUCACCAUCAUAUACACCGAUGGUUCAGUGUCUCCUUUAUCAGCUGGCUAUGCCUUCUAUAUUCCCGAACUUCAUAUUUCUUUCUCUAACAAUCUUCCUCCUCCUCGUCCUCUUCUCACUGCUGAAUGUUACGCUAUUCUCGAAGCUCUUCUUUUCAUUCUGAUUUAG
Messenger RNA from Aphis gossypii (cotton aphid), 1445 nucleotides. RefSeq lists its product as uncharacterized. NCBI's taxonomy places the organism in Eukaryota, Metazoa, Arthropoda, Insecta, Hemiptera, Aphididae. The coding region runs from base 339 to 1445 and encodes 368 amino acids. The transcript has a single exon. The record is from RefSeq and is a predicted model, not a curated record.